Molecule: messenger RNA, 444 nt
Organism: Serendipita indica DSM 11827
Lineage: Eukaryota; Fungi; Basidiomycota; Agaricomycetes; Sebacinales; Serendipitaceae
Source: the annotation of a GenBank genome assembly
AUGGCCGUUAACGAGGCGUUCAAACGGCCGCUCGCCCACUAUGUCAAAUGCCUCGAAGACAUGCACGAUAAGGUUGUCAAUCUAAAGGAAGAAACGUACCUCGACAAGCAUGCCUUUUCUAAAGCAAUCAUCAAAGUGAAAAUCGACACGGAGGAGAUUCUUAAACUCAAUCGGGAUAUCAGAGAUCAGCAUAGGCAAUUCAUGGAAGCAUUGGGACUUUUUACCGCAUGGCGUAUUCAAAGCGUCGAGCGGAAUACCAAGGUUAUCAAGGCUGCGUUAAGCCACCAAGGCAAACAUGAAAACCGUCCUGACAGACGACCAUCUAGCUGGGCCGGCGAUAUUACGUCGGAUAAGCCAAUAUUCUGGCUCUGCGAUAUCGCUGGCUCUGGCAAAUCCACAGUCGCCAUGUCUGCAGCAGAUGCUUGGAAGAAGGAGGAGUGUUAG